AAUGCCUUUGAAGUGCAUUGAAAAUAACAGAAAAAUAAAUGUUCUAUAUUCAAGAGUUAUUUUAUCAUAUACUUUAAAUUGAUUAAGUUUCAACUCGUUGGGAUUUGAAGCAUACUCUUCAGAAACCGAUAGAUAAGAUUAUCGCUUGUUAAGUAAAUAUUACUCAUAGUAUUGAAGAUGAAUUUCAUUCAAAUGUCAAAAAAGAACCAAAUAUUUUGAAUAAAAAACUCUGCUGCAGUUUUUGUAUCUGUCCCAGAGCUUUCACUAGUCUAUUCGUCGGGUUUAUACGAUCGUCGCAUUGAUAGACAUCAUUACUUUGUUCGAUUAGCAUCUACAGUUAUGCGAGCAAUGUAAAAUAAUGGCACGAAAAUUUUUAUCGCAUGUAAAUUGAUGGUAUAUAAUUCACGUAAUACUCGGUCGCUCGAUAAUAAGGGACGUCAUGAGAGAGUAUUCUCUCCCAAUUCUUUUUUCAUAUUGUACAUACAUACGCAAGAAAGCGCAACAGUCAUCUCCUUUGCGAAAAAUGAAUCUGUGCCGAGUGAUUUGUUUGCUUUUCUGGUUUUAUAAAAUCGUCGGAUUGGGGACAUUUUCAUUAAAUAAGAAAAUACUUGAGAAGAAGGAAAAGUGCUCGAAAAAUGUAUUCUUUUUCGUCAAGUCGAAACUGGGAAUAGUUUACAACUUUUUACUUAGUUGCUUUGUAAUCAUGUUGUAUUAUAUCGUGGUACCAUUUGUAAAUGAUGUAGAAUAUCCUUAUAAAACGAAGUUUACGGGCACCCUUGAAUUAUCCCAAGUCCUGUUGGGCUGUUUUAUGACCUGUUUCAUUUUGUUAUAUUUCUGUUCAAAUCAGUCGGCUUUCGUAAGGAUUGGAAACUGUUUGAUCCUGGCCACGGACACACUAUGCCGUCUUCAACAACCACUAAGUCGAACGAAUCUUCUCUGCCUUUUCAUUAUCGCUUACAUUUUCAAUUUUAUCUUGCUACUGACCCUUGGUAUUUCCGAAGUGCUAACAACUUCUGCUCCCUACUUGUACCACGUCGGAACCAUUACACCCGUAGCUGUUUUGAGCCUGUUCUUCAUUCAAUAUUUCACUGUACUCGUUAUUGCAAACGCGAUUUUUGUCGCCAUUAAUCGUAUUAUAAAGCAAAUUCAACGAAGUUCGAUCGAUGAUUUUAACAUGAAGAUCUUUUACAAUCGACGCUUGUUCGUCAGUUCUUCCGGGAUUCAACUUCUCGUCCAAAUGAGAGAGCUUCACGAUUAUGUCUGCAACGUUUCCACCGAAAUUUCGCGAUUGUAUUCUUUGCCCACGCUUAUCGUACUAUGCUUCAUUUUCUAUUCAUUCCUGUAUAACGUUUACUACUUCUUCGGCCCGCUCAUAAUGAAUGCAUCGUUUGAAACGGUAACUAUCAUAAACUCAACAAUUUGGGUCGUUAUUCUUCUAUACCCCCUUACUUUGGUCACUACCAAGGUCAUCGAGAUCACGGCCGAGGUAUGCGAGCUGGAAAUUUAUUUGAGAGCGGAAGCAUUUAAGUGGGCAUUAAUUACCUUGCAGAUAGAAAGCACUGGAAAUAUUGUGCAUGCGCUGUUGAAUCGUGUAAUUGAUCGAGAAACAAAGGCAGAGCUUGAACAAUUUUCACUCCAAUUGCUACAUCGGAAGGUGAAGUUCACAGCGUAUGGAUAUUUCACUUUAGAUAAUAGUUUACUUCGAGCGAUGAUCGGAACGGUGGCCACCUAUAUGGUGAUUCUUAUUCAAUUUCAAAUGGAAACUCCUCCGAAGACUCGUGCUGACAAUUGUACGCAACAAUAGUUGCUGAAACGAAGUAUUAAUUGUUCCUUGAAUCGUAAUACCUGAGAGUAACUUAUGAGAUAUAGAAAAUUUGCAUGAGAUGUUUAAGGAAGCAUAAGAAUUUGUUUCUCUAUUUUACCGAUAAAUACUCAGGCGCAUACAUAUACGAGUACAUGGUACACAUAUUAUAAAGGGAAAUAAAUUUUGUCGGUGACGAA
This is a messenger RNA of Ceratina calcarata, 2001 nucleotides long. RefSeq names its product putative gustatory receptor 28b. Lineage: Eukaryota; Metazoa; Arthropoda; Insecta; Hymenoptera; Apidae. The record is from RefSeq and is a predicted model, not a curated record. Gene Ontology annotation, biological process: chemosensory behavior; male courtship behavior; sensory perception of taste. The coding region runs from base 440 to 1804 and encodes 454 amino acids. Gene Ontology annotation, cellular component: neuronal cell body; dendrite; membrane. The transcript is spliced from 3 exons.